CAUAAACAUAAAGAAGGAGAACCCCUCUUGGCCUCUUCUCAUUUCCCUUGCCGUCUAUCCUAUCCAAAGCCCUAUUGCGCAGUUGAGAGAGCUGAGCUGAGAUAAGUCUUUUGAAGCAUUUCCUGCUGUAACUAAUCUCAAUUGUCAGCCUUAUGGCCUCUGCAGUCCCAAUGCAAGCGGUGUAUUGUCACAGCACUCUCCCUUCUCUUCUCCAGGGUAGUCAUAGCCAAAGUGUGUCUAAUGUGCGUGUGCCGCAUGCUAUGUGGGGCUCUACAAGUUUGCGGUCAGUCUACUCCCAAGUUCCAAAUUUAAGCUGUCCUGCAAGAGCACUGACAUCGAGAUCACGCUAUGCCUCAAGUUUUUCUGUCAUUAAACUUUCUAGAGCACCUUCAAUCAAGUACCGGAGAAUGGUGUGCAACUCAAUGGCAAAUGAUCUUGAGCUGCAAGCCAAAGUGACAACCAAGUGCUUCUUUGAUGUAGAAAUCGGGCUUGAACCUGCGGGCAGGAUUGUAAUUGGCCUCUUUGGAGAUGUCGUUCCAAGAACGGUUGAGAAUUUCCGAGCCUUGUGCACAGGAGAGAAAGGUUAUGGUUUCAAAGGAUGUUCCUUUCACCGUAUUAUUAAAGAUUUCAUGAUCCAGGGAGGGGACUUCACAGAAGGAGAUGGAACUGGAGGAAUCAGCAUCUAUGGUUCUAAAUUUGAAGAUGAGAGCUUUGCCUUGAAGCAUGUUGGGCCUGGAGUUUUGAGCAUGGCCAACGCUGGUCCUGAUACCAAUGGCAGCCAAUUUUUCAUUUGCACAGUGAAGACUCCCUGGUUGGACAAUCGCCAUGUUGUGUUUGGAAAUGUUAUUGAAGGAAUGGAUGUUGUGAGGAAACUGGAAUCCCAGGAGACAAGCAGGUCAGAUACUCCCCGUGUGCCGUGCAGAAUUGUCAAUUGCGGAGAGCUGCCUAUAGAUGGCUGACUCAUCUGUCGAUUCAUUGUGCCCCUUGGUUUCUUCCUUUCUUUUUCCUAAUUAAUCACUUUACUUUGCAAAUGAUUUAGCGAAAAAUCCUGUAAGUGAGAUACUUUGUAUUAGCUGAGGAAAAUCUGGAUAAUUUUCGAUAAGCUGGCGGUAGAGGAGCAUGUAUUGUUAUUUGGGUGGAUCCAAAUACAAGGAUUGACAUGUAUUGUGGCCAACAAGUUUGUGUCACUUAUAUGAAUUUAUACGCACUUCACAGACCAUUCUGUAAUGACAACUUGGAUAAGGUUUUUGUA
Alnus glutinosa is the source of this 1252-nucleotide messenger RNA. RefSeq names its product peptidyl-prolyl cis-trans isomerase A1. The record is from RefSeq and is a predicted model, not a curated record. Gene Ontology annotation, molecular function: peptidyl-prolyl cis-trans isomerase activity. Lineage: Eukaryota; Viridiplantae; Streptophyta; Magnoliopsida; Fagales; Betulaceae. The coding region runs from base 153 to 959 and encodes 268 amino acids. The transcript is spliced from 7 exons. Gene Ontology annotation, biological process: protein peptidyl-prolyl isomerization; protein folding.